Messenger RNA from Synchiropus splendidus (mandarinfish), 965 nucleotides. RefSeq names its product ER membrane protein complex subunit 10 (gene emc10). Bases 43 to 795 code for a protein of 250 amino acids. The record is from RefSeq and is a predicted model, not a curated record. NCBI's taxonomy places the organism in Eukaryota, Metazoa, Chordata, Actinopteri, Syngnathiformes, Callionymidae. The transcript has 8 exons. Gene Ontology annotation, cellular component: EMC complex.
CCGGAAGUGCUAGGCCUGACUGACCUGCUUCUCCUUUUUGAAAUGGCUCGUCCCUUAUCGCUUCGUUGUCUUUCCAUAGCCACCGUUUUUGUUUUCUGUUUUGUUCACAUAGUGUCCCCCAACAAUGGCCGAAGGGUCGGAGAUACUUUGGAGACGGAAUUGAGUGGCUUCUCUGUGCCACUCGAACAUUCAUUUGAAGUUGAUGAUGUGGCGAAGUUCAGCCUUCGUGGCUCGCUGCUGCUGAAAGCUGGCCGAGAGCCUGGGGUGUCACUGAGCCAGAGCCAGCUUUCUGAGGAGGACCGGGUCAAGCUGAAGGAAGUUGCUGCAGUGGACGGACUCUACAGGAUCCGGGUGCCCCGGGUCUUCUUGCAAGCCGAGCGUCAGACAGAGCGACAGUUGGAGGGUCACCUGACGGCUUUUGUCAGAGCCUGUGCGAUGGUGGAGUCUCACCUGAGCGACGUCAUCACCCUCCACACCGACGUCUCCGGCUACUUGAUCGGCGUCUCCAUUGUGACGCACCCCGGAGCCUGCCGAGGCACCGAGGUUGAGGACGAGGUGGAUCUGGAGGUUUUUAACACCACGCUCAGCGUCGUGGCUCCCGUCAACGCACCCGGACCAGAAACCGCCUUCUUCCUGGAACGGAUGGAAAUGGAAACUGAGAAGAAAGGAAAGAAUCCACAAGAGCAGAAGUCUUUCUUUGCAAAAUAUUGGUAUUUGAUUCUGGGAGGUGCCAUCUUCCUCAUGGCUACCAGUUCGUCACAGCCCCCAGCAGGGGGCGGCAGAGAGCAGAGCUGAAUCCUACUGAAUGGAUGUACAUCGUCCCCCUCGUUCUCUUCCUGAUGAUGUCCGGCGCUCAGGAUCAGUCGGCUGGUGGCGCCGGAGGCGGAGCGUCCAACGGCGGCGGCCGAUGAUCAGCGUACUCACACGUGGAUGAGUUUUAACUGCUGUAAAUAUAGUAUUUAAGA